GGGCGUUACCGUUCUUCUUUUGCAUAGUAAGCUGCAGCUUCAAAAAUGCAAAAUUCAAAUCCUUUCAACAUGGCGGACUCUGAAAAGCAAGGUCCUUCCCUAAAGUAUAUAUAAGAGACUAAAGCAAUUAUGCACUAUACAAACACAUACAGUAUAUGGGUAUUAUAUAUAUAAUUUCAGACAACACAACCCUACUAAGCACACCGGAACGUUUGUGAUGUCCUUAUUCUGUAGAUAAUUUGUUUGCACAGCUGGUGAUCUUCCUACUUUGGAGUGUCGCUUGCACUGUCGCCAUCCUGCCUGUGCAGCUUCUGUGAGAACUGGAAGGUGUUGAAUGACUUGUCUAUUGGAGAAGGCGAGUUUUGGACUCCACCUCUGGGAACCUGUCAGCUUAAGUCACAACAGUGUUUGGGAUUCAGAAAGAUGUGGGUGAUACGAUGUUUGGAUCUCCUCCCAUGGUACUUUUAACCAAGAAAGAGUGGCAAAGAAGGAAGGAUGAGUAGAAGACAUCAGCGUCUUUCAGAGGAUCAUAACUUCAAUCUUUAAUCGUCCUUUGCUGCUUUUUGUGGAACUCUAGGCUGAUUGCACUAAUCUUGUAUAUUUAAAUUUCCCACUGGGAGAGCCUGCAGAUCUUGUUUCCAGCACGGUUUGCAGUCAUGGUUGCAGUGAACAGUGAUGUAGCUUUACGUUUGGUGUCACAGUGGGACUCAACUGUCAACUGUUUGCCAUUUAACCAGUGCACAGCAGCAAAGAGUUUCUAAUCCAAACCUGGUGAAGUUGACGCGUCGCUUGAUGCUGCAGUUUUGGGACACUCUAACAAUGGCUAAACCCAACGUUAACCCCUUCAGUCCUCCAAUGAUGACAAAGGCACAUUGGAGGAAACCCUUACAUGGCAACAGAAUGGAUGAACAGAGAUGCGCCUUCCCUCCCCCACUCAAGACUGAGGAGGACUACAUUCCAUACCCAAGUGUUCACGAGGUGUUGGGCAGAAGAAGCCCCUUUCCUCUCAUCCUCCUGCCUCAGUUUGGUGGAUAUUGGAUUGAGGGGACCAACCAUGAGCUGAGUGAUGCUCUGGACUCAGAGCAGGUGCAGCCUCUGUCCCCAAACAGCCGCACCAAGCUGGAAUGUAACACAACAGCCACACUCUACCGGAAACACUUCCUGGGCAAGGAACACUUUAAUUACUAUUCAGUGGACGGUGCCCUCGGACACAUGGUGUUCUCCCUUAAGUAUGAUGUGAUCGGUGGCCAGGAACAUCUCCGGCUAAUGCUCCGGACCAAACUGAAAACCUACCAUGAUGUGAUCCCCAUUUCCUGUUUGACAGAAUUUCCUAAUGUGGUGCAAAUGGCCAAGCUUGUCUGUGAAGAGGUCAACGUGGACCGCUUUUUUCCUGUCCUGUAUCCAAAAGCUUCGAGACUUAUAGUCACCUUCGAUGAACAUGUUAUCAGCAACAAUUUCAAAUUCGGGGUCGUCUAUCAAAAGUUUGGACAGACUUCAGAGGAAGAGCUGUUUGGCAACAGUGAAGAGAGUCCUGCCUUUGUAGAAUUCCUGGCGUUUUUAGGAGAAAAAAUUGAGCUGCACAACUUUAAAGGUUUCCGCGGGGGGUUAGACGUGACUCAUGGACAGACCGGCACAGAGUCUAUCUACUGCAACUACCGCAACAAAGAGGUCAUGUUCCAUGUGUCCACAAAGCUGCCUUACACAGAGGGGGACACCCAACAGUUACAGAGGAAGAGGCACAUAGGGAAUGAUAUCGUGGCCAUCAUAUUCCAAGAAGAAAACACUCCGUUUGUACCAGACAUGAUCGCCUCCAACUUUCUCCAUGCCUACGUCGUGGUCCAAGUGGUCAACCCAUGUUCUGACGAUGUUCUCUACAAGGUGUCGGUGACUGCACGGGAUGACGUACCUUUCUUUGGCCCAGCCCUCCCAAACCCUGCCUUCUUCAAAAAGGGCCCCGAAUUCCAUGAUUUCCUUUUUACGAAGCUCAUCAAUGCUGAGUAUGCCUGCUACAAAGCUGAGAAAUUUGCCAAAUUAGAGGAGCGGACACGGUCAGCUUUGUUAGAGACGCUGUAUGAGGAGCUUCAUGUGAACAGCCAGGCCAUGAUGGGAGUUGGAGGAGAGGACGACAAACUUGAAAAUGGGAGUGGAGGAGGAGGGGGAUUUUUUGAGUCCUUCAAGCGAGUGAUCCGCAGCAGGAGCCAGUCUAUGGACGCCACGGGUUUUACUUUCAAGAAGCCACACACAGUCUCCACUAGCCUGAGUGCCAGCUUAUCCCACAACCCUGCAGAGAGCCCCAAAUUCCCAGGGAUAUCAUUGCUUGUUCCAGGCAAAAGUCCCAGUAAAUAUGGACGUCGAGGCAGUGCCAUAGGGAUAGGAACAGUAGAAGAGUCUUUGAUAAUCCCGGGUAAAAGCCCGACAAGGAAAAGAUCUGGUCCUUUUAGCGCCAGGCGAAGCAGUGCCAUCGGUAUUGAAAACAUUCAAGAGGUCCAGGAGAGGAGUAGAGAGAACUCACCAAACACCCAGAAGACGCCAGACAGUGGUCACGUGUCUCAAGACCCCAAAUCUGACAAUUCGUCCAAUCAGAGUUCUCCGGAAGUUCUCACCGCUGCUAAGAACAGGGCCCCGUCCAUCCCUGAGGGUCAAGACCUCUCCCGCUCAUCCUCCAACGCCAGCAGCUUCGCCAGCGUGGUGGAGGAAAAUGAGACGGAGGCGACAGAAGACUACGACACGGGCAUGGAGAGUUUGUCUUCUGCAGGGACGCCACACAAGCGAGACUCCUUCACCUACAGCAACUGGAUGGAGGACAGCAUCAGCAGCGCCAGCACUGCUAGUUGUGGGAGCUCCCCAGGGCCUGGUAAACCAGAGCGAGGAAAGGGGACCGACAUUCGAAUCAAACUGGAACGACCUUAUGAUCAUCAGUCCUCGUCGCAUUCCCAUAAGCCACAGUCCUUCUGGGAGAUGAGACAAGUGCAGGUGCUCGCCAUGGCCAGUGAUGAGAAGGAAGAUGAUGAGGAAGAUUAAAUGGAGGAGAAAUUGCAGGUGGAGCCUGGCCAUAGCCUGCUUCUCAACGAGCGAACCGGGGAGAAAAUACAGAAACCUGAAUGACACUGGAGAGAAUGACGCACAAAGAGGGGCCAGCUUUUGCACAGUGUUGUUUCCUUCCACUCUUUUCUUUGCCUGUUCACACACCUGAUGCCUCGUCGUAUGUUUGUUUGUUUGUUUGUUUGUGUUUUAAACCUGAUCUUUGUGUCAAAACCUCACAUUUUAUUUACAAUUGUUUUAGUUGUAAAAGAUGUUGACCCUGGUUUAGUUUCUCUUGUUAAUGGCAGCGUGUGUGGGCUAUACAGGGUUAAGAUGGUGCCAUUGAUGUCUCUGUUGGGAUGAACGUAACAAGAUCACUGUUUGGAUGCUUUUAACCAGUGAACAAAGGUUUUUAACUCAAUUAAGUUCCUCAGUGAUUACAUAAUACCAAAUAUUCAGCAUCAAAUAAGAGUAUUUUUCCCAUUAAAUAUCCAGUGUGAUAUGUAAUCGUUCUGUCUCGAUGCUUAAAUGUGGUAGGACUCUAUAGCUGCAGCUUAACAGUUGUGCUUUUUUUCAACUCGACGACCCAAAACGCCAUGAGAUUAGAUUUCAAACAUAUCACCACACGUCACAGCAAAGGUAGAAAUGUAUUAUAAAAACUAUAAAGAUGAAAAUGCCUUAAAGCUUAAACAUUGUUUUUACCUCACUUCUUUGACACACGUGUUCUGCAGCCAAUCAUAAAGUAUUCAUUUGAAAUGAAAACGUAUAUAUGUACUGAACCCUUUUUUUGUUUUUUUUUUAAGCACACUAGAGUCUCUAGAGAAAUUGUGGUGCAAUGCAACGACGCUGUCAGUAUAGUCUGCU
This is a messenger RNA of Solea senegalensis (Senegalese sole), 3885 nucleotides long. RefSeq names its product RAP1 GTPase activating protein a (gene rap1gapa). Lineage: Eukaryota; Metazoa; Chordata; Actinopteri; Pleuronectiformes; Soleidae. The coding region runs from base 793 to 3021 and encodes 742 amino acids. Gene Ontology annotation, molecular function: GTPase activator activity. Gene Ontology annotation, biological process: activation of GTPase activity; regulation of small GTPase mediated signal transduction. The record is from RefSeq and is a predicted model, not a curated record. The transcript is spliced from 22 exons. Gene Ontology annotation, cellular component: cytoplasm.